CCCAACUCCCCGCGCAGUAGGAUCGCUGUGCAUGGAGGAUGUCAUUUCCCAUGAGCAAGAACUCACUUUUACUCGUUGGACCAUCACCGUGCCCGACUUGGCCAAGUGGCCAGACGCCGCCGGUCGCUUGGAGGAUGGGAGCGUCUCCACCGACUCCUCGAAGGCAGAGACCCGGUCUCUCAAAUCGAAGCAGAUCGUCUUCACCGAUUCACGAGAUCCAUCCUGUCACUGCUUACGCUUCGCUUUGUCGGCUGAUGACAAACUUCCGGUGGCAUCGUUCGGGAGAAGUGACGUCCUCGUGUGGCGACUGUCCGACGGUCUCCUGGUCCAACUUCUACAUCGCCCAGGUCGUCUAUACGAGGUUCUUGGCCUCUCCUUUUCCCCCAUCGACUUCAAUCUUGCCUCAGGGUCCAGGGACGGAACUGCAACUGUGUGGGAUACUCGACAUGGCCGCAUACUCCUGCAUCUAGAAGACCACGGUGGACCAGUGAGCAGCAUCGCACAUGCUCCCAAUGGCGCGGUAAUCGCCACCGAUCCCCAUAAAGAUAAGUCCGUCAAGAUUUGGAACGCCUCAAGUGGAGUAUGCUUGCAUUCCUUCGGCGCUAAUGAAGUCGUAUACAAACUUGCCUUCUCCCCCAGGGACAACUGAUGUCUCUACGCCGAACUUGAGACGCCCUGCAUCAUCUAUGACAUCCAUACCCGUACCCACGCUGCUACGUUGCGGCUUGUUGCCGGGAAGAUGCUCUACUCGUCGAUGUAGUCGCCAGCCCGUAUUCGGAUUUCCCAGGACAAGUCAAAAUAUGGAGUGCGGUGACCGACGAGGAGCUUCUCACGCCGAAGAAGCUCGCACGUCCUGUGGCAUUUUCCCCAGACGGUGCUGAGGUGGUGGCGGCUUGUGACGCGGAUAUGGCAGCCGUCGCGUAUGACUCGAGGACAGGCCAGCUACGCCAUGCCUUCAAGUUGGCAAAGCCGGCGUAUCAUGCGGUGUACUCCCUAGAUGGAGGCUAUGUCGCCUUUGGUUCCCUGGACGAAGAUCUCGAGCUGUACGAUGCGAAGUAUAGGACAUUUCUCGCAAAGUUCGACAGGCAUGAAGGGAGUCACGAGCUCCGGGAGUUGCGGUUUCUGUCCGACAGCCAGACCCUUCUAGCACAGUCCCAGCAUGGACCUCUACUUCUGUAUAGCAUUCAGGAUGUAUUGCGAAUGUGAUAGCAGUAUUGGUGUAACAAUAGCAGUGCAGACAACGAGGAACGUG
This is a messenger RNA of Phanerochaete carnosa HHB-10118-sp, 1252 nucleotides long. RefSeq lists its product as uncharacterized. The record is from RefSeq and is a predicted model, not a curated record. Bases 32 to 649 code for a protein of 205 amino acids. The transcript has 2 exons. Lineage: Eukaryota; Fungi; Basidiomycota; Agaricomycetes; Polyporales; Phanerochaetaceae. Gene Ontology annotation, molecular function: protein binding.